GUUUUUGGUUUAUUCCCAUAGACUGCCAUGUUGGAUUGAGUCACAAAUCUGCCGCUACUUGCGCUGGAGUUCUGAUUAAAGUUUAGUAUCUACCAUAUGCAAGACGUUGCAGGAAUGUUCUCAUAAUUUGGAGUGAAGGAGGACCUUACGUUGUGUUUGGGACUAACGAAGACAAUAUCACACUAAAGCUGUUUCUAUCGGGAAGUGAACAAACGUGCAUCGAUGUGAGGGUCCGGUUCCAGGCCACGGGAGAUCAAUGACUGUUUGUUUGGGUUUCUUACAACGUCGAAUCGGAAUCGUAACACACUUUUUGGUUGAUUGUCAAUAAUGAGUGGCCAUCUGCCGCAACGGCGGCCCGCUAACUGUGCAUCCAAACUGCUAACCCCACAAGAGAACGACUGUCUCUUCAAUUACCUCGGCAGAAAAUGCACCUCGCUGUGUUCAGCGGUGGUGCAGGUAUACUCAGCAGACAGGAACUCAGCCUGGACCAAGAAGUGCUGUGGUGUGGCCUGUCUGGUCAAAGACAACCCAGCACGAUCCUACUUCAUCAGGGUUUUCGACAUGAAGGAGGGUAGAAGCAUGUUAGAGCAGGAGCUCUACAACAACUUCUCGAUCACUUUUCCCAAAUCUUACUUCUUCACAUUCGCAGGAGACUCGUGCCAGAUGGGACUGAACUUCGCCAACGAGGAGGAGGCCAAGCUUUUCCGGGGAGCCGUCGAGGACCUGCUUGGGAGACGACAGAGAAAAUCUGGCCCUGCCCUGCCCAUGGCCACGGUGGACAUCAAGAAUCCAGAGAUCAGCAGUACGCCACGGUUCCACGGCCACAACUCUCAGCUCAACAUGGUGAGCAGCAGCGUCAACAACAACAACAAGAAGGAGAAGAAGGUGAAGGGAAAGAAGGGCAAGAAGCUGACCAAGGCGGACAUCGGAACACCCAGCAACUUCCAGCACGUUGGCCAUGUCGGCUGGGACCCCAACACAGGCUUCGAUGUGAACAACCUAGACCCGGAGCUAAAGAACCUGUUUGACAUGUGUGGCAUCUCUGAGGCCCAGCUGAAGGACAAGGAGACUUCCAAGGUCAUCUAUGACUUCAUCGAGAAGAAGGGAGGAGUGGAGGCAAUCAAGAUAGAGCUCCGCAGACAAGCCCCUCCACCCCCUCCUUCCAGAGGCGGACCCCCACCCCCUCCCCCACACCAGACCUCCAGCCCCCCACCCCCGCCCCCACCGGUCAGAGGCAGGGGCGCACCUCCCCCUCCACCCCCCUCCAGAGCGCCCACCUCAGCACCACCACCUCCCCCACCCUCCAGAACAGGCAUGGGAGCUCCACCCCCACCCCCAACUAGAGGCCUUCUGCCCCCUCCUCCCCUGGCUCCCCAUGCCCCACCUCCUCCCCCACCUCCCUCCUUCACCUCAGCAGGUAUUGGUUCCGGAGCACCUCCUCCUCCUCCCCCGCCACCUCCCGGCCCUCCUCCCCCACCCAUGCUUCCGGAAGCUGAUGGUAGGGGUGCUGGUAAGCCCUCAGCCCUGUUGAGCCAGAUCAGGGAGGGGGCUCCGCUGAAGAAGGUGGAGCCCGUUUCCACCAACACCAGCCGAGGCGGUCUCCUCGAACAGAUACGACAGGGCAAACAGCUAAAGGCUGUGACUGACGAACCAGGGUCAGGAGGACCCGCCACCCCUUCAGCCGGCAUCGUAGGCGCUCUGAUGGAGGUGAUGCAGAAGAGGAGCAAAGCCAUACACUCAUCAGAUGAUGAUGACGAUGAUGACGAGGAAGAAGACUUUGAGGAUGAUGAUGAGUGGGACGACUAGUGACCCUCCCCCUCGCGGAUGAUUAUGACAACACUACAUUGUUCCUAAAUUGUUUUUCUAAAUCUUAUUCAAAUUAUAAUGUAAAUGUUUUAUCAAUUUGCUGUAUAUUUUUGUUGCCUUUUUUUUAUUUUCUAGAUUAUUCUGUGCAAUACCUCAUUUAAUAUGUAAAGGUUUGUCAUGUUAUCUUUCUGUAAAGUUUUCUUCUCUCUCUUCUCUCCUGGAUUUAAACUUUUUACAUCAAGUUUCUCUUGAUCUAAGAAGUCAGUCAGUGACUGGAGAGAACAAAUGAACAAACUGUCAGAGCCCUUAAUAAUUUUAGUUGUUAAAAAUCGAGAACACUAUUUUCAUACCCUUCUCUUACUUUAUUUUUACUUAUUCAAAAAUCCUAGUUUAGCACUCUUAUUUUCUUAUGAAAUCAGCUCUGUUGGAAUAUUUUGCCCCAUUUUCUGUCAAAUUGUAAAUCUACUCAGUUUUGUAUUUUUGCACGAAUUGAAAGAGGCUCAGUACGUGAAUACAGAGCAGUAUCAUGGCUGUAUCUGCAACGUUAUGCUUGAAAGGCUAUCACUUAAAUAAUCCAACACUGUCAACCUGUACACUAGAGUAGUACACACACACAGCUGUCUUCUCUGUUUUUUGGUUUUUCAUCAUAGUUACAAUACAUUAUUGAUUACAAAUGUUUUUUUUUUAUUUUAAUUUAUAGUAGCAAUCCGUCUCCUACAGUUUAUUUGUUUGAAUCGGGUCAGUGCAGAUGCAACGCUUGAGGAUGAAUUAGUCUGUCAAUUUAAUGACAUCUGAUUUUGCAGCCGAGUGUCCCAUGAUGAUCUGUUUCUCUAACAAACUGUCCCUCAGAACCAGUGAACUACACUAACACAUCUACUAUUGACACUAACCUGACUCUACACAGGGGGAUACUGCUUUCUCAUUGGAAGGGAACCAAUGCUGUUCUUUACAGUAUCGCUCUGUCUGUUUUCACGAUGAGUGAAACUGCGUUCAGGAACCAAGAUAUAUGGACAUCAAACCUUCAGAAAUUAGGUUGGAAGAAUAAUGGACUAUUAAAUUGUACACUCAAAUAAAUGUUAAUAAUUUACA
Oncorhynchus keta (chum salmon) is the source of this 2895-nucleotide messenger RNA. Its product is annotated as actin nucleation-promoting factor WASL-like. Gene Ontology annotation, cellular component: cytoplasm. Lineage: Eukaryota; Metazoa; Chordata; Actinopteri; Salmoniformes; Salmonidae. The coding region runs from base 328 to 1806 and encodes 492 amino acids. The transcript has 10 exons. Gene Ontology annotation, molecular function: microtubule binding; small GTPase binding; actin binding. The record is from RefSeq and is a predicted model, not a curated record. Gene Ontology annotation, biological process: regulation of Rho protein signal transduction; actin filament organization.